GUAGGAAGGGCGAUAGGCUUCAUUGUCCCGAGGAAAGCUCACAGAAACCUCUUGAAGUUCUCUCUCUUCCUCCUAAAAUCCGAGAAGCAAAGGCAAGUUCGAAUCAAAAAGGGGAAAGGCCAGGAUCGGAAGCACAUCGCCGGUAGCUCUGUGGCAGAGUUGAGCUUCAAACAGUCGGAAGGAUAGUUAAUCUUCAAUGGGCGAGAAUGCGGGGUCAUCUUUGCCGAAAGAUAUCCUAGACCAGUUGUUUGCUUAUUCUAGAUCCACGAGCCUGGCGGACGCCUUGGAAGUUCUUGCGAAAAUAUCAAGAACUGCGGACGGGCGUGCUGAUCUUGCUUCGAAGAGUGUCAUUGCUUUGAUACUUGAUCUAAUUCAAGGACACUCGGGAUGUUUGAAUUCUGCACUUCUGGUAUCAUCACUGAAGCUUCUGAGGAGCCUAUGUGCUGGAGAGGUUGUCAAUCAGGAUACCUUCAUUGAGAAGAAUGGAGUCGGGAUCACUUUGACUGUCUUGAGGGCUCUGAUGCGUACUCCUGCCUUGGAUUGUGGAGCCGUUAGGAUAGCCCUGCAGGCUCUAGCAAAUGUCUCGUUGGCUGGAGAGAGACACCAGCAAACUAUUUGGGUUCAAUUCUUUCCAAAUGAAUUUCUCACGCUUGCAAGAAUUCGAAGUCAAGACACAGUUGAUCCUUUGUGUAUGAUACUGUAUACUUGUCAAGAUGGGAACCCUGUAUGCCUGGCAGAGCUUUGUGGAGAUCAUGGUUUGUCUGUGGUGUCAGAAAUUGCUCGGACUGCUUCAAUCGUUGGAUUUCGAGCAGAAUGGUUUAAGUUGCUUCUCUCAGUUAUCUGCUUAGAUAAAGCACAUCUACCUACUUUAUUUGCCAAAGUAGCUGUUGCUCCUGCUGAUGACAGCAAAGAUGUCCAAAUGGUCUGUGAUGAGUUUUCAUCAGAACAGGCGUUUCUUGUUAGCAUCGUGUCGGAGAUCCUAAAUGAGCGAUUAAAUGAUGUCACCGUCUCUAACGAGUUUGCAUUAUACAUUCUUGGAUUGUUCAGAAAAGCUAGCGGGUUUGUUGAUUUUUCCGAAAGGGGCAAGUUAGGUCUUCCUACAGGGUCCUCUCCAAUUGAUGUCCUUGGUUACACACUCACCAUGCUGAGAGAUAUUUGCGCACAGGAUGGUGCGCGAGGAUCCACGGAAAAUGCACAAGACACAACAGGCAAACUUCUCUCCUCGGGUCUUUUGGAUUGGCUUCUGAAUUUGCUCCGUGAACUUGAGCCUCCCACGAUGAUCAGAAAAGCCAUUAAUCAGGGUCAGCACCAAGGGAAUGCAGAUUCUGAACAACUGAAACAAUGCCCUUACAAAGGGUUUCGGAGGGACAUCGUUGCCGUCAUAGGCAACUGUUUGUACCAGAGGAGGAGCGUGCAAGAUGAGGUCAGAUGCAAGGGUGGGGUUACUCUGCUUAUGCAGCAGUGCGUCACGGAUGAAGAUAACCCGUACUUGAGAGAAUGGGGUAUUUGGACAGUCAGAAACUUGUUCGAGGGAAAUGCCGAAAACCAACAAGCAGUUGCUGAAUUGGAGCUCUGGGGAACUGUUAAUACACCGGAGAUCGCAGAACUUGGUCUUCGAGUGGAGUUGGAUCAGAAGACUGGAAGACCAAAGCUUGUAAAUUCUGCCUGAGCAUUUUUUGGAGUCCCACAUUCCAUGAUGUGUUUCUCUAAUGUUUUAAUUAACAGAAAUUUAUUCUAUGGUA
Messenger RNA from Syzygium oleosum, 1742 nucleotides. RefSeq lists its product as uncharacterized. Lineage: Eukaryota; Viridiplantae; Streptophyta; Magnoliopsida; Myrtales; Myrtaceae. Bases 197 to 1669 code for a protein of 490 amino acids. Gene Ontology annotation, cellular component: cytosol. The transcript is spliced from 3 exons. The record is from RefSeq and is a predicted model, not a curated record.